Opisthorchis viverrini is the source of this 953-nucleotide messenger RNA. RefSeq lists its product as hypothetical. Bases 1 to 813 code for a protein of 270 amino acids. Lineage: Eukaryota; Metazoa; Platyhelminthes; Trematoda; Opisthorchiida; Opisthorchiidae. The transcript has 5 exons. Gene Ontology annotation, biological process: microtubule-based movement. The record is from RefSeq and is a predicted model, not a curated record.
AUGGCAGGCUGCUCAGCUUGGCAGCGAGACAGUUUAUGCGUAAGUUCACAGUGCAAUAUUUUUUUGUGUAGAAACAUGAAAUCCCUGUUGCAUCGGGAUGCGCUUCUAGUUGAAGAACAUGGUCAAACUUGUGCCCUGGCCGAGCAACCUGACACUGAAACUAUGCUUACCAGGGAGGUACUGGAAGAUUUAGUUGCUCGUACUUGUUUUGUGAGUCCUUCCCAGAGAGCUGAACAAUGGGAUAGAUGGUCGAGUGCUCAACUGAAUACUACUGAUGAUGAUGAAGUGGCUGAACCAAAGGUGGCAGAGGAACAUUUUGUUUAUCCUUUGAAUAAUCUACAAGUUAACAAACGACUUCAAGUGCCAUCCAGACUCCGAGAAUUGGCUGUUGAGUGCUUGUUUCGGGGUGAUAACGACCGAAUCACACUGGCAUCACUCUUGCUAAAGUCAUUUAUCACUUGUCCCGUUGAUAUUCGUAGAACCCUGGCAGCCAACAUCAUUCUCAUUGGUGGCACAGUUAAUAUCCCCGGAUUUGCUUCUCGUCUUUUGGAAGAAUUGGACUCUUUUCUAGAGUGGGAUGAGUUUAGCAACUUGCGAGCGCUCAAGGGCACCUUCCGCAUUCACCAACCUCCUGCUGAACCAAAUUAUGUGGCCUGGCUUGGGGGUGCCAUAUUCGGCGCUCUUGAAUGUCUUCCUGGGCGCUCACUGGAACGGUCUGUCUAUCUGGAGAAGAAAACGCUACCAGAUUGGACUAGUGUGAUAGACACAAACCCAUGUGAGUCUGCACAAAGACCCGAAGUAACAAGGCAAUAGUCUACGGAGCUCGUCAAAUGGCGUGACAUGGUUUCUCUUUUCAACUCAAGUUCACCCACUGUGAUGAUGAAUUUGGACUUUUCUUCUAUUUCUAUGGUUUUCGGUAUGCUAGGAGCGGCAUAAACUACAAAUAAACGUCU